AUGCCACCUAAGCUGAAAGACCCAGGAAGUUUCUCCAUACCCUGCAAUAUAGGAAAAAUUUUCAUAGACAAAGCUUUAUGCGACUUAGGAGCUAGUAUUAGCCUAAUGACUUUGUCCAUCUGCGAGAAACUAAACAUGGGAGAUCUAAGACCAACCAAGAUGUCAGUACAACUUGCAGACCGAUAUGUCAAGUAUCCUGUAGGUGUUCUCGAAAAUGUACCCGUCCGCAUUGGACAAUUCUACAUCCCUACGGAUUUCAUAAUUAUGGACAUAAAGGAAGACGUCAAUACUCCUAUAAUCUUAGGAAGACCUUUCCUAGCUACCGCUGGAGCCAUUAUAGACGUAAAGAAAGGCAAGUUGACAUUCGAAGUAGGUGAGGAGAAGGUCGAGUUUAUUCUAACACAAUUCCUUCAAGCCCCAACUAUAGAAGAUACAUGUUAUCUGGUGGAUGUUAUUGAUGAAUGUGUAAGAGAGAUAGGACUAUCAGAAGAAUCUUACUCUGAAGUUAUAGACUCCGAUGCCCCUGAUUUUCGAAGAUGA
Molecule: messenger RNA, 540 nt
Organism: Vicia villosa (hairy vetch)
Lineage: Eukaryota; Viridiplantae; Streptophyta; Magnoliopsida; Fabales; Fabaceae
Exons: 1
Coding region: 1-540 (179 amino acids)
Biological process (GO): proteolysis
Molecular function (GO): aspartic-type endopeptidase activity
Source: RefSeq, a predicted model, not a curated record